Messenger RNA from Uloborus diversus, 4058 nucleotides. RefSeq names its product paramyosin-like. The coding region runs from base 208 to 2847 and encodes 879 amino acids. The record is from RefSeq and is a predicted model, not a curated record. The transcript is spliced from 16 exons. NCBI's taxonomy places the organism in Eukaryota, Metazoa, Arthropoda, Arachnida, Araneae, Uloboridae. Gene Ontology annotation, cellular component: myosin complex.
CUCUCAGCUCCCAAAACUUCCCAUUCGAACGAGAAAAAAGAAAGGCAUUCUUUCCGCCCGGUUGCAAGCUUCAAUCUCCUCUACCUCCAGGAAGAAGCAGCAGCUUGCUGCUCCUGCAGACGAUCUUCGGACGGGCAACUCAACUCUUUCGUGAUUUUGUGAUAAGGCUUCGGGCUCUAGUCCGGUGCUUUUCAGAAACUUCCAACCAUGUCUGCCACGACGGUCAAAACUACCAAGUACACGUACAAAUCCAGUACGGGCGGUGCUAGCGACGUCACUAUGGAAUAUGGAGUGGACAUUGGUGCCCUUACAAGACUAGAGGACAAACUCCGGUUAGCAUAUGAAGACUUGGAAUUCGAAAGAGAACUGCGACAGAAAAUCGAACGCGAGAAAUCCGACCUCACAGUCCACCUGAUGCAAAUCACAGAACGCCUGGAUGAAGCAGAAGGAUCGUCCGAGAGUCAGAUGGAGAUGAACAAGAAGCGAGACACAGAAUUAUCAAAGUUGCGUAAGCUCCUGGAAGAUGUACACCUGGAGAGCGAGGAGACGGCGCACAUGCUGCGCAAAAAACAUCAGGAGUCCAUUGCGGAGAUGCAAGAUCAGGUCGACAUCGCCAACAAGCAGAGAGUGAAAGUGGAGAAAGAAAAACAGAAAUUUCAGGCUGAACUCUACGAGCUUCUGGCACAAGUUGAAAGUGCUCACAAAGAGAAGCUUGCCGCCCAGAAGACAGUGGAGAAGUACGAGGUGACCAUCCACGAGAUGAAUGUCCGCAUCGAAGAAUUGAACCGCACCGUGACCGAGAUCACGGCUCAGCGUUCACGACUCAGCUCUGAGAAUUCCGACCUCAUGAAGGAAGUGCAAGACUACAAACUCUCGUUGGACAACACCAACCACUUGAAGCUGCAGUUAGCCUCUCAACUGGAGGAUCUGCGAAGGAAAUACGAGGAUGAGGAGAGGAGGCGAUCCGCUUCGGAGCAAACAGUUCACGCUCUGGAGAUGGAGUUAGAAUCUUACAAGACGCAGCUGGAUGAAGAAUCUGAGUUGAGAAUCGACAUCGAGAGACAGCUCGUUAAGGUUAACGGAGAGUGUGCAACCUACAAGACCAAAUAUGAGACAGAGUGCUUGGCGCACGCUGACGAGGUUGAGGAACUGAGGCGUAAGAUCGCCCAGAAGACAGCUGAAUAUGAAGAGCAGCUGGAGGCUCUUCUCAACAAAUGUAGUUCCCUGGAGAAGGCUAAAUCCAGAUUGCAGAGCGAAGUCGAAGUCUUGGUCAUGGACCUGGAGAAGGCAACGAGCCACGUGGCGGUGCUAGAGAAGCGAAUAAUCCAGAUCGAAAAGAUCAACAUCGAGAUCAAGAACAAGCUGGAGGAAACAACGCAGCUCUACGAGGGCUCACAGAGGGACCUCAAGGGCAAGAUUGCAGACCUUCAGAAAGCUCAACACGAGAUCGAGAAAAACAGGGACCAGAUCGCCGCUCUCACCAGAGAGAACAAGAAGCUUUCAGAGGAAUUGGGAGAUGCCAAAUCUCAUCUGUCCGAUGCGACUCGCCGCAUCCACGACAUGGAACUGGAGAUCAAGAGGCUGGAGAGCGAGCGGGAGGAGCUGAGCAUCGCGUACCGGGAGGCCGAGACGCUGAGGAAACAGGAAGAGAGCAAGGCCCAGAGGUUGAGCUCAGAACUCGCGUCCACCAGACACGAGUACGAGAGGAGGCUCACGGCCAAGGAGGAAGAGCUGGAGGCACUCAGGAAGCAGAUGGCUAUCGAGAUGGACCAACUGAGCCAGCGCUUGGCCGAAGCCGAGGCUAAAGUCAAGACAGAGGUCGCCCGCAUCAAGAAGAAGAUGCAGGUCCAGAUCACGGAGCUGGAAAUGUCCUUGGACAUGUCUAACAAGCAAAACAUCGAUAUGCAGAAGACCAUCAAAAUACAGUCCACCAAGAUCACGGAAUUGCAAUCCCACUACGAUGAAGUAAGCCGCCAACUUCAGCAGACUAUCGAUCAACUGGGCAUUUCCCAGCGAAGAUGUCAAUCCCUGACUGCUGAAUUGGAAGAAAUCAGAGUGACUAUGGAACAGACUCUGAGGGCCAAGCGGUCAGUGGAGCAGGUCCUAGAUGAGGCACACAGCAAAAUUACUGAACUCACCACCCUGAAUGUGAACCUCACCUCAGCCAAAGGCAAGCUGGAGAAUGAAUACUUGUCCUUGCAUAACGACUACGAAGAGAUUUCCAAGGAAUUGAGGGUUUCCGAUGAACGUUACAACCGUGUGAUCGUGGAGCUGAAAUCCACCAAAGACUUGCUGAUAGAGGAGCAGGAGCGCUACAUCAAGAUCGAGUCCAUCAAGAAGUCCCUGGAGACGGAAGUGCGCACCCUGCAAGUCAGAAUCGAGGAGGUCGAGACCAACGCUCUUGCAGGAGGAAGGCGCGUUGUCAGCAAGCUCGAGUCCAGGAUUCGAGAUGUGGAGUUGGAAAUGGAGGAAGAGAAGAAGCGCCAUGCCGAGACUCAAAAGAUCAUGCGCAAGAAGGAGCAUCGCGUCAAGGAGCUUCUCCUGCAGACCGAGGAGGACCACAAGACAAUCACCAUGCUCAACGAUGCCGUUGAGAAGCUUACCGAGAAGGUUAAAGUCUACAAGAGGCAACUUAAUGAACAGGAGGGCAUGACUGCCCAGAGCCUGACGCGUGUCCGACGCUUCCAGCGCGAACUUGACGCCGCUGAGGAACGUGCAGAUGCUGCAGAGAGCAACCUGUCCUUCAUCCGUUCCCGCCACAGGACCAUCGUGACCGGGCCAGCUUCCGUCAAGCAGGUCUUCGUGACCACCACUGAAGAGUCUUCCAGCAGCACCGCCAACUACUAAGUGACAUCAGCUGAAGACGUGCUCUGGAGCACGACUGCCAUCCAUUGUCACAUUUACUACUUUUAUGUGAUUCCUCGUGUCAAUGUAGCUGUCCCUCUGUGCACCCCCAAGACAGUCUGAUGGCCCUCUUCAACUGCGGAAGACAUACCACGACGGACAGCGACAAAAGAGUCGAUUGUAAAUGGAAUUAAGCAUUUCCAAUAUUUAUAAGUAGAUACUUUUCAAAAAUAUUGAAAUACAAUUAACUAUUUGCUAUUGAAACCAGCAUUUUCAACGAACACACAUUCCGUAUAAUAUAUUACAAUAAAAUAUAACUACACGGCAGACGAAAUUCCAACCUAUGUAGAAAAUACAAAAACAUGCAGUUAACUAUAUUUCAGAGUUGCUUGGAAGCAGUUAGACUAUUAGAAUAUAAGUAAUAAGCGGUUUCAAUUGAAGCAGAAUGAACUAUUGUAAAUACAAAUGCCCAGCUUUACAAUUAUGAACCGGAAAAGAAGUGGGAAUUUCAAAUCAAUAUAUUAUUGAAGCAAUGAUGCCAUGCAUUCAAGAAGCUAUUCAACAAUAAAAUUAAAAGCGAAGUUGGCAGUCCAAACAUUUUUUCUUUCCCUUUACAGGCAUUCAGUAAAUUGUUCUGGGCAUAAAGAUUCGACUCAAACAUUUGUGAGAGAAUGCCAAUCGCUUUGAAGAGAAGAGGGCCACAGACUACAUUCUUUUCUAAAAUAAAGUGAGGAAUAAAAUGAACUCUCAUCCACGUCAUUUGUUUACUUUUCUGAACGUAUCAUUCUCAACUAGGAUUCAGAUCUCUAUGUAAAUUGUCGCUGCUUUUGCAAUCGAGCUUCGGAAGUACAAAAUCCUAUUUCAAUAGUCUUUAAAAGAAAAGAAUACCUUAUAAUAAUCAGAAGGGCAUUGAAAUCAUGAAGGACAUUAGAAAAUUCUAUGCGUUGCAAAAGGUACAGGUAAGAAUCAUCUUUUAACAGCUUCGGGAGCUUUAACGCACUUAAUAAUGUGCUUGCGAAUCCGACUAAGCUCAAUGUUAAUGUCAGCUGUUUUAUGUAUGCUGUUUUCUGCUGUAACUGAAUUAAUGCUUGUAAACGGCUCUUUCCAAGUCCUUCUGUACUGGUUGACGUUUCUAAUUAACGCCACUAAAAUAAAUGCGCCAAUCGCUUUGUCUUUCAUUGCAAUGAUUUAAGAGAAUAAAGAGGUAAUAAAUA